UGUCACCAGGCCAGCGAACGCGCCUCAAUGCACGUACCUAAUACAUUAUAAUGCUUUAUGGUCAUCUUUAAUACAAGACCACUAUGCUCCUUAAUUAUCAUGAAAUUCUAACACUGCAUUGACGACAACAUCGUAUUGAAAUAGAUAAUAGAACCGAUAGCAGCGAUACAUAUACAACCAAUGCGGUUUUAAGCAUAGGCCGUGAAACGGAGUGGCAUUCGCCAACGCUUUUUAUAAGUAUUUCUCAGGUCGGGUUGUUAUAAAGCAACGAGCGCUUGUUUGUUAGACCACUCGGCUGAGAAGAUCCAAGAUGUACCGGGUGACACAAAGCGCGUGCAUUCUGCUGUAUUUGGCACAACUAGUAAUACUAGGACAUUGUACUGACCUCACAGGCCAGCUAAACUCACCCGCUUCAUCCUCUAAUCGAGACAAAAGGGAAACUGAUGAUGAUUUUGAAGAUGAUGUCGCAAAACGAUCUCGAGAACUGUUGGGUAAGCGAUCGGACGGUGAAGGCCUUGCAGCAGAGGCAACGUUAGAAAAAAGACUUAUGCCUUAUGAGGAACUUGAAAAACGCCUGAGACAUUUCAUCGGAAAACGAACUAACGAUGAGCAACAGUUCGAGAAAAAGAGUCGAGUACGAUACUUUGUCGGUAAACGAGACGACGGUGACGAGGACGAAGACGAAGAAAAGCGAGCGAGAUAUUUCUUAGGCAAGCGUGAUAAUGAUGAGAUUGAGGAGGAAAAACGAUACCGCUACUUCCUUGGGAAACGGAGUUCCGACGAUUUACUGAAGAGGAGGUAUUAUUUCCUCGGCAAAAGACCUGCCAUGUUGGACAAUGACUUCGAAAAAAGGCGACGAUUUUUCUUGGGAAAAAGGAGGAGAUUCUUUCUGGGAAAAAGAGAUUCUAAUUACGACAACAACGAUUUGGUGCCACAAUCUGGUGUCAUUGGUGAGGGAAACGAUUUCGAGGAUUCCCAAAACGGACUUAGAGAUUUCGUACAAAAGCGCAUGAGAUACUUUCUGGGCAAACGCUCAGAUGAUUUAGACGGGCACAAUUUGGAAACGGACAAACGCUUUGCAAGACAUUUUCUCGGGAGGUAAGUUCCAGUGUGAGAUUCGGUGUUUAUCUGAACUCUGCCUUAGUGGGCCCUCGCUAUUCUUGGAAAUAUCCGAAAGUCCUGUUUAUAUAACUUGUAAAGCUGACGCUGAAAAAUCCCUAUAAAUUGUGGUAGCUGUACAUGUACGCGUAAUGUCAGCUUGGACGAUUCAUACAGAUCAAAUGACAGACUCUGGCGUAUUGUGAUAUCAGUCUUUAAGUGAACCUGUUUUAUUGUGCUGUGACAAGAUUAAAUUCCAAACGAUAGCUAAGAAAAUAUGGACAAAUAUUGUUGUGUUGUGUGAUAACCACCAUUCCGUAACAACCCCGACCCCGGUCCAGGGGUGGGAGUAGAGGUUGUCGAAUGAGGGACGUGAGCAAUUCUCAGGUUUGGCUACAACUUUCUUCUGUUUGCUGACGACAUAAUACUGGUUAACAAUAGAGAUAUUUUGAAAAAAUACAACUUGCAUAUGUACACAUUACCUACGUGAAAUAUAAAUAUAUUUUGUAUAAACAGUCUUGGAAAUCUAACGUUAUUUGUUAUGUUAAGCUAUCGUAUCAAAUCGAUAUUGUGUUUUGUUUUGCUAAUUGUAGUAUUCGUAGAGAUAUAAUAUCAGAAACGGCAGUCAAUCAUCGAUGAAACAAACGGCACAAUCAUUAAUUAUAUAGCUUUAUGUCAAUAGAUGAGCGGAUGAGGAACAAUAGAUUUCUAUAUGUUUAGUAUACAAAAGAUGUAUACUUCGCUGUAAUUUUGACAAUAAAAGACGUUUCGAAAACAAACAAAAAACUUUGAAGGUCAUGAAUUAUUCGUCGAUGUAGUUUAAAUGUUUAAAACAUGUUUAAUACACAGCAAAACGAUUUCUUUGGAGA
Molecule: messenger RNA, 1967 nt
Organism: Pecten maximus
Lineage: Eukaryota; Metazoa; Mollusca; Bivalvia; Pectinida; Pectinidae
Product: protein PRQFV-amide-like
Exons: 1
Coding region: 311-1102 (263 amino acids)
Source: RefSeq, a predicted model, not a curated record